This is a messenger RNA of Drosophila kikkawai, 459 nucleotides long. RefSeq lists its product as uncharacterized. The record is from RefSeq and is a predicted model, not a curated record. NCBI's taxonomy places the organism in Eukaryota, Metazoa, Arthropoda, Insecta, Diptera, Drosophilidae.
GUGAUUCAGUUGUUAAAUUUGUCUAAUAUAAUAUAUGCUAUUUAUAAAUGGGAGAAAACUAUGCCAAAUGAAGAAAAUAAGCGUCGAUUUGUCAUUGCCACCUUGGCCACAUGGAAUAUUUUGGCAGGAUUUGGGUUCUAUGCCUAUAUCUUGGAUUGUUAUGUAUAUUAUCCCCCAAAUCACCAGAAAAGAAAGUUCAAAUACCACACUUUCUAUGGAACUAUUAACCAGGAUGUACUAAUAGGAAUUUCUGUGGUUAUGGUUUGCCAAAUAAUAUCCUCAGUUCUACUGUGCUUGGCAUUAAAAGAGUACAAAAACCAAUUCUUAUUUUAUGGAAUUUUCCUGAGCAUGGCUUUUCCUUGUGCUUGUCUUCCAGUUUGGCCUCUGGCGGUUGCUCAUGUUUCUUUAGCUUUAUGGGCACUAAGUUAUAAAGAGCAAUAAAAUAAAAUAAAAAUAUAA